Molecule: messenger RNA, 1643 nt
Organism: Chelmon rostratus (copperband butterflyfish)
Lineage: Eukaryota; Metazoa; Chordata; Actinopteri; Chaetodontiformes; Chaetodontidae
Exons: 2
Coding region: 71-997 (308 amino acids)
Source: RefSeq, a predicted model, not a curated record
AUUUCCGUGUAAACUCAGUCACACAGGAGACACCAGAGAGCGAGCCAUCGCCCGUCACUGACUGGAUCCCAUGCAGGCAGUGAGUGCAGAUCCAAGGAUGCCAGAGCCCUCUCCAGAAAACUUUGGCAUUUCUGAGGGCCUCAAGAGAAGCCAUCUAAACAAUGGGGCUCUUGAGAAGUUUGCCCAAAAUAUGGCCGACAACAUUAUCCAGUCGUUUCUGAGCCAAAUGGAAAUUGUGGGACCUGAGGUGGACUUCAGGAUGUCCAGGUUUAAUCAAAACCAGGAGAUGUUAGCUGAGGGAUUAGCCUCAGCAGUCAUUGAGGUUGCUCUCAGGGAAGUGUGUGGAGGUCGAAAGGUCGAGGAUCACUUAGAGGGUUUCCAGGGUUCAAGAUCAGCUGGGUUAAAGGUGGCUGGUGAACAGGGUCAAGAUCCGCCUUUAAUGGAUCAGUCUGAAAGCGAAGGAGGCGUUUUGGACAUGGAUACAAAGACGGAUCCAGGCAAAGAAAUCCAGACUUCCAAAGACGCCCAGCACUGUCACCACCCUCUGUCCCAGUCAGGGCUCCCCCUCCUGGGAUCCCUCGACUACCCCGACGCUCCUCCAACCACGCCUCUCCUCCCCGAGCUCGAGAGGAGCAGACACAGUUUCGCCAGGAAGCUAAAGGGAGGCUUGGCGAAGGUUUUCCUGCCUUCACCUCCUCCGCCAACCCCACAGGACAAAGAGGACAACUCUGACAGCGCCGCCCACGACCCCCGGGUGGAGUUAAUGGAGCAUCUGAUGCAAUCGCUGCCCCAAGAUGAUUUGGCGAGAGACUAUUUUGAAGCAGGGGCUCACCGUGGAGCCAAGAUGGAGGCUUUUGCUGAGGCUCUUUCAAGUGAAAUCAUCGGCAGGGCCCUGAGUGCCAAAAACCAAGAUGAUAGCGAUCUUCAUCUACUAGCCCACCAGCUGGCUGAAACCAUCAUUACCUCAUCCCUUGAUGAAGCUAGAAUGAUUGUCUAGUGUUUUAACAUGACUAGUGGGAUCAUAUUUGUGACACACACAAGAGAAGAAAAACAUUGAUAUCCACCCCCACGUUGCCUCCAGGCUGACUGCCAUGACCUGACAUUUUCACUGAAGUGUGGCUUACUGCGAUAAUAUUGUUUUAUAAUCUGAAGAAGAUUUUUUUUUUUUGACUGAGUUUAUUUCUCAAUAAAGCUCAGUUAAAGCUCAUCCAGAUGAAGAGUUUAAAUGCGAAACAUUACCUAUUUAUUGAAAGAACUGAGCAGAGAUCCAACAGAAAGACGGUUGACUCGUAGUUAAAACAAACUGUGGCACUUUUACGUCCUGGAAGCUGCAUGUUUUCGAUGGUGGAUGAUAAACCUGAGGUCAUGUUUUUUGUCCAAGAUGGAUAAAAAGUUCACUGGCAGGAAAACUCCAACGGUCCUGAAAGCAAUUUUGACUGGGAUACAGGUGCAGUAACCAUAAAUGCCCAUUAGAUGGCAACACAGGAGCAAUGUGCCUGAAUAUUUUCAGCAUGAGGUCAGUGAUGGUCCUGAGUGAUGACCUGCCAACAUUUAUCUUAAAUUUAGCUGUUUUGCUGCAAAUAUGCAUGUGAGAUUGUUGAGGCUUUAUGUGCAUUGUUAAUAAAAUGUUUUGUGUGUCUUCA